This is a messenger RNA of Dothidotthia symphoricarpi CBS 119687, 1788 nucleotides long. RefSeq names its product DHS-like NAD/FAD-binding domain-containing protein. The record is from RefSeq and is a predicted model, not a curated record. Bases 190 to 1362 code for a protein of 390 amino acids. NCBI's taxonomy places the organism in Eukaryota, Fungi, Ascomycota, Dothideomycetes, Pleosporales, Dothidotthiaceae. The transcript has 2 exons. Gene Ontology annotation, molecular function: NAD+ binding.
UGCAUCUGCCAUCUAUUUUGCAAACAUCCAAAAUAGGCACGAUCGCAGCUAAACCCGUUCGGUUAGCAAGCCAUUGUCCGCGCUAGAAAGCAUAAUGACAUAACCACCAAACCGCCAAACCUCACCGCGUCUCCACUCCCCAAACACGACAACCAUGGACUCGCAAGCAGAAACCUGUACAUGCGCGCAAUGCCUCUCCUCCGCAUCCCCUACACGGACCCUCUCCCUCUUCCGAAGAUAAUCCCUGCGAGCGCCACCACAGCGAGCGGUGCCAUUGCCGCGUUGGUGGAAUUUCUAUCGCCCUCGUUACCCACAUCGAACAGUAGUACUUCACGAUUCGCGUCAUCGUUGCAGCGACGAGAUGGAAAUGGCAAGACGCUCCUGCUUACCGGGGCGGGCAUCUCGGUGGCGUCUGGCUUAGCGGAUUAUCGUGGCGCGAAUGGGACGUAUACGCUGAACAAGACGUACAAGCCCGUGUUCUACAACGAGUUUUGCGCGAGCCAUGAGGCGAGGAAGAGGUACUGGGCGAGGAGUUUCCUAGGGUGGACGAAUCUGGAUAAGGCGAGCCCGAAUAGGGCGCAUGCGGCUUGUGCGGAGUUGGGACGGAUGGGUGUUGUCGGGGAGGUCAUCACGCAAAAUGUUGACUCCUUCCACCCAACCGCACACCCACAUCUCCCCACCACCGAACUCCACGGCUACCUCCGCUCCCUCGUCUGCAUAACAUGUCGCAACGAAUACCCCCGUCCCGCGUUCCAGAAACAGCUCGCAACCCUGAACCCCGCAUGGGCCGUCUUCCUCGAAGAAAUGCUCGCCUCCGGUGCCCUGGACACGGAGAAUCCAGAGGAGCGGCGCAAAAGAGGUUACAAAGCCAAUCCAGACGGCGACGUCGACGUACCCGAUGCCCCAUACACUACUUUCAGAUAUCCCGCGUGUCCGGUGUGCUUGAAGAAGCCGCCUAGCAAACCGGGCGGAGGGACUGUGAAGGUGCAGGUUGACAAGGAUGGGGCGUGGUCACCGGAUAGCGAGGGUGGUGUGUUGAAACCUGCUGUCAUUAUGUUUGGCGAGAGUAUUCCUGCAGAGACAAAGGCUACUGCUGAGAAGGCUGUUGAUGAGGCGUCGAGGAUUUUGGUCAUUGGGAGUAGUCUCGCGACGUAUUCGGCGUGGAGAUUGGUCAAGAAAGCGAAAGAGCAGAACACGCCAAUUGGUAUUUUGAAUAUAGGUGGUGUGCGGGGCGAGGAAGCGUUCUUCCCUGAUGUGACAGAGCGCAACACAGGGAGGGAGGCGGUCAGGUGUUCGGAGAAUGUGGAACAGCUUCUACCGCAGGUUGUUGAGAUUCUAGCAGGAAUGAAAAAGGGACGGUGAAGGUUUCAGCCUAGACACCCGAGCCUGUCUAGACAUCAAAAUACAACAAAAUGGCUUUCCAUCCCAUCCCACAAUUGCUUCAUCAUCUCUCCAGUCUUUUCUCUUUGAUGAACCAAGCAAAGAACGAACUUCCAGCUACCAAUACGAUGCUGACGCCCAACGCGGCCCUUGUAGCGUCACCGUAACACUCUUUCACGAUCUCUUUGAGAUGAGGUUCCAGACUCUUGAAGUACGACAGGCUGGCUCGAACACGCUCAGCAAUCUCCUCGGCGUCCUUGUCGCCAUUGAGGGCAGAUUGCAAAGACUUGCGCAAUGUUUGAUUGAAGGCCGUUGCGCACAUGGAGAUACCGAAGACGGAGCCCAGGGAGCGAAAGAGGUAGCUGCAAGCUGUAGCUACGGCUUGGUCGGUAUGGGAUGCGUUUGCGA